Messenger RNA from Neospora caninum, 1743 nucleotides. RefSeq lists its product as hypothetical. The coding region runs from base 1 to 1743 and encodes 580 amino acids. The record is from RefSeq and is a predicted model, not a curated record. The transcript is spliced from 4 exons. NCBI's taxonomy places the organism in Eukaryota, Apicomplexa, Conoidasida, Eucoccidiorida, Sarcocystidae.
AUGAAGCGAAAGAAAGACGCUCUCCAGUCCGAGCUGGCGAAGCAGGAAGAGUGCCUUCGGCGCCAAGUAGCGGAGCGCGAGGCCCAGAGGAAACGCAUGGCCGACGAGAAGGCGAGGCGACUCAAGCAGAGUAUCUUGGUUGGGACACAGUCGCCGCGAGACUUGGAAACCGUGGAACAGACGCUCCGGAGAUUCAACGAGGAGAAGCAAGCGUUUGAAACUGCCCUCGAGGAAGAAGAAAGGCGGCAGGAGGAGGUUCUGGCCGCGCGAGUUGCGAAGAAGAAGGUUGAACGACGAAGGAAAGACCGAGAAAGAAAAGAGGCAGAGAAGAAGCGCUUCUUUGCUCAGCAGGACGAAGUCACAAAGAUACUCAAAGAGAGGGAACGACAGAGAGAGCUCGCGGCCGUUCGGGCCCAGCAAGCCGCCAAGGAGAGAGAGGAAGAACUGAAGCGCAGGUUUGUGCCGGACACGCACUCGGAUCAGAGACGCUCCACUCCGAGACGUUUGGCUCCGUUUUUCACGAGAAUCGGCGACGAGGCAGGCAGACAGGCACUCUUUGUGCUAAUGGGGACAUGUGCAAUCAGCGUGGCAUCGAGUGUUCACCCAGAGGUUCCAUGGAAAUGUAUUCGAAUUCCACUUUCGACGCGUGGGUUCCUCUCGUGUGCGGAUAUAGAAAGCAACGCGCGAACGAGCUGCAAGAAGAACAGCAGUGGCAUCCGCUGGUUUGGCGGCUGGCUGCGGAAGAGCAGGCUGCAGGCGUCUUGGACUCCGACGAGAGUGGCGAACCCGCGGACUAGCUCUGUGAUGAAAAGCAUCGCCGACGCCAACGCGACCCUCCACCGCACGGAGCCUUAUGUGAAGCUUUUCUUAUCUCAGCUGCGGGCGGCUGAACGGCUAAUGAAUCUGCUGUCGAAACCUGGGAAAGAGGCUUCAAGAGUUUCUAAGAAGCUCGAUUCAAUCGAGAUGCGAAAGAGUGGCGAGGACGACACCAGCAGUGACAGUGACACCAGCAGCUCAAGCAGUUCAAGUAGUUCGCGCAGCUCAAGCAGUUCAAGCAGCUCAAGCAGUUCAAGCAGCUCAAGCAGUUCACGCAGUUCAAGUAGUUCAAGCAGCUCAAGUAGUUCAAGCAGCUCAAGUAGUUCGCGCAGUUCAAGUAGUUCAAGUAGUUCAAGUAGUUCAAGCAGCUCAAGCAGCAGUGAGAGGGGGAGCGAGAGUAGUCAGAGUGAGAGUAUCAGAAGGAGGAGUAGCAGCGGCGAGAGCGGGAAACGCGAGGGUAGCCGCUCAAGUAGCCGCUCUGGCAGCGCGAGUUUGAGUUCGAAUUCGGGUUCUAGUUCGAGCUUGACGACGAAGAGAUCAAGAGGGCGUAUAGCGAGCCGGGGUAAUGGGAGAAGACUCACGAGCGGCAGAGAGGGAAGUUCAAGCGGCAAGAGCGAGACAAGCCGCGGAGACAGCAGUAGCGACAGUGGGGAGAAAAGCGGUGAAGAUGAGGAGCCUGAGAAGGAGUUGAAGUCGGGGCGCUCUUCCAGCGAUGAUUCAAGCUCGCCUUCGUCGAGCCGGUCGUCUCCAGGGACAUCGUCUUCCUCGGCCGCGGGCCAGCAGCGAAGCGCCUCCUCUGAGCAAGCAAAGGCGUCUGGGCCAGGCACCAGCGACGACUCUUCAUCUUCAUCGAGCGCAAGAUCUUCUAGGCUUCACUCCGGAUCCACUUCCCGAUCAUCAUCGGGUUCCAGCAGCGAGGGGGAAUGA